AUGGGCCGGAAAACACAGACCUCAGUCAUCACCUUCUUGGGAAAGCUUAGGCGCGCGCGCGGCCGUCAGCUCCGCUGCGAUGCCGUGAGCUUCGGCACUGUGGUCAAGCUUUGCAGCAAAGACUUGCAAUGGCAGCAGAGUCUAGGCUGCUUGAACGAGGUGGCCUCCCGCGCCGUCCGCCUGCGCGGCGCCGUGUUGGUCAACGGGGUUCUGAGCACGCUGUCGGGAGCGGCUCGUUGGGCGGCGGCACAGGAGCUGGUGGCUCAAGGCUUCACAUCUUUGCGGUGUAGUGUGAUCACAGCGAACAGCUUGAUGAGCACGUACCAGCGUGCACAGCAGUGGCCCAGGGCCUUCGCAGCCUCGCGACACAUGGCGCAGCGGGCGUUGGGCUUGGACGUGGUGACGCAGAAUGCCCUCAUUCACUCCUCCUGGCGCCUUGGUUUGGCCUACCGACGCCUGACCCACCCCACGGCAGUGACCUUGGGGUCGUUGAUCUCAGCACCGAACGAGGACACGGCCAAGCGGCCGUCGGUGUGGGGGCGCUGCUUGCAGUUUUUUGCUCAGGUGAGACACUUCGCCUUGCAGCUGAGCGUCGUGCUGUGCAAUGCUGCCCUGACCGCCUGUGAGAAAGGAUGCAGGUGGGCUUUGUCAUUGGCUUUGAUGUCUUCCUUCGGUGUGCAGCGCGUGCAGCCAAACGCGGUGUCCCUCAGCGCGCUGGGCAGUGCCCUGGGCGAGUCCGACCGGCACAGCUCGACGAGUCCGAGUCUCCGUUGGAGGGCGUCGCUGGAGCUGGUGGAGUUGGCCCCCAGCAUGCGUCCCACAGGCUCAAGGAUGAGAUCUGCCGCCACGGCCACCUUCAAUGUCGCCAUCAGCGCUGUAGGAGAUGUACGGCACUGGGCCCAGAGCUUGCAUUUGCUGGAGCGCCUGGUGAUGUGUCGCUUGUCGCCCAGUUCCACCACGGUCACCGCGGUGCUGUCCGCCGCGGGGGCGCAGGCACAGCAGCUGGUGAGGCGCUUGUGCCACGAGGUUCGCCCCGACACCUUUCACCUCAAUGCCCUCCUGGGCGCGCACCAACGCCGCGCUGCCUGGGCCUUGGCGCUCCAAGCCGCGCGCGGCGCGAGGUCCUCAGCCGAUGAAGUGGGCGCGCGUGCGGUCUGGGGCGCUUUGCGCUUGCAGAGCUGGAGGUGGUCCCUGGAGCUGCUGGAGUGGUUUGGAGCCAAGGAGGUGGCCACCUUCACCAGCAUCAUUGAUGGCUGUCAAGAUGCCUGGCGCGUGGCUACUCAGCUCUUCCACCAGUUGCUCGACUUGGGCCUUCAACCCAACCUCGUGGCCAGCAAUGCGCUCCACGCCAGCUGCGCCUUCUCCACAGCCUGGCUCCAAUCCUUACACCUCCUGCGCUGGACACGUGCGCGUCAAGUGCCCGACCUGCUCACGGCCACUUCUGCUCUGAGCGCGCUUCGGGGAGGAGGUCCACAGCGUUGGACGCAGGUGACGACUUUGUUCAGCCACCUGCGCCUUUGGCGCCUUUGCGCCAAUCAAGUGACCUUCCUGGCAGCUGCAGAGAGUCUGGCAGGUUGGCUGAGCCGGAUUGCCGGAGAAAAAAUGCUGGCCAAUGGGACCAAAGCCUUCUUGGGAUGUGGCUACUGCACGGAGGCCUUUCCAGAGAGGAAUCAGCCGCUCGGGUCUCCCUACCGCUCGGUGCCGGCGCCCUUGCCCCAGCGCGAGCACCGCCUUCAACAGGCUCCACAUGCAGCGAUCACCAAGAACUUCCCUUUGUCCGAAGUGAACCGGCACUGCAUUCCUGAAGAUUGCUGGGUGGCGCUGAACGGCAAGGUCUACGACCUCACGGAGUUCAUGGACCGACAUCCUGGCGGGCCCACCACCAUCCUGGCGUGGGCCGGAAAAGAUGCCUCGAAGUUCUUCAAUGACAUCCACAAAGGCGUGAAGAUCGACUCCUACCUACGACCCGAAGCCUUUCUGGGCGACCUCGGCGUGGACGAGAGCCUCAUGUCCGAGAGCUUUUGGCACACACUGCGGGAAGCGCGCAUUACGGAAGUCAAGGAGGAGCUGAACCGGAUCUUGGGGAAGACCGCCACUCGGCGGCGUCAUGCGGAUCUGGGUCUUGGACCGUCGGAUUCAGCUGCGAAGACCCAAACUGAGGCGAAGCUGCAGCGCAUGGAGACACAGAAACGUGCUGCGCUGGAUGCUGGAGAUUACGAGAAAGCCGCCAAGAUCAAGAAGGACGCGGACGAGAUCUUCCAAAAGCCGGUGGAGCUGAAGAAGUCGGGCGACAUCCCCUUGUCGGAGGUGGCGCAGCACAACAAACCCCACGACUGCUGGAUCGCGAUCAACAACACGGUCUACGACCUGACCGAUUUUCUGCAACACCACCCCGAGCAACGGAAUUCCAUCCUGGCCUGGGCGGGUCGUGACGCUACACCCAUGUGGGACAAAAUCCCUGGGCGCUUUCCCAGUAAGAACUGGAUGGAGUUCUACAUGCGGCCAGAGGCGGAAAUGGGCAAGGUGGCCGCUGAGGCCUCCAUGAGUGCGAAAGAGAAGGAGGAUAUCCAGGCGGCGAAGACGGCGGCGGCGAAAGUCCCCGGCACCGCCGACAUGCCCAAAGUGUCGGAGGCCGCGCGCUUUCCGAAGCUCAAAGACAUCACAGCCGGCAAGGAGUUCCCCUUCUUCUCCCGGGCCGAAGUGGCGAAGAAGACGGGGCCAGAGGAGCCUUUCAUGAUCAUCCACAACCGUGUCUAUGACUUGCGACCCUUGCUGGGAAACCAUCCGGGUGGUGAUGAGAUCCUCACCUCCAAGGCUGGCACAGACUGCACGAAGGAGUUCGAGGUCUUCGAGCAUUCGGAGAAAGCCCGAGUACGACGGGAUCAAGAGCUCCUGGUGGGCGACCUGCUGCCAGCUGAGCAUUUGGACUGGGAUGCAGAGGCCAAGGCUGAGGUGGCGUCCGGAGGCGACCGAACUGGCUCUGACUUGGCCUUGUACAUGAAAUACAAAGUCUUCGAUGCACUGGUGGCUUUCGUGUGCAUCUACAUCUACCGUACUUCCCAUCAUAUGAAGCCGCUGUCCUUGUUGACUUACAGUCGGGCGCUGCGGCACUUGCACCUCCUGAUGGCACUGGGCAUUUUUGGUGCCUUGGGCACCGCCCAGGCAGCGGCCUACUCCAACGGACAGAAUAAGAGGAAACUGUUGAUUCUGCACAAACAACUUGGUAUUGGGAUGCUGCUGGGCCUUGUGGCGCGCGCCUUGGUCCGGCUACGCUCGGGGAUCCCACCCAGAUUCCCGGGGAAUAAACUGGUGCAGAUGGUGGAGACCCAAAGCUUACGGUUCUUCUAUGCCAUCAUGCUAGCAUUGCCUCUGACGGGGAUGGCCAGUGAGUACUACUUGAAGUGGGCCUCUUCGGAAUCGCCCGAGGAUGACCGAAAGAACGACCAAGCAGCUCAAAACGCCAUCUCGCUCCACAAGUCCUUGGGCAAACUCUUCCAGUUCGCAUGGCUUCCGUUCCACUUGGGCUACACCACGCUCUACCACGCGUCCAAGGGGCGCGGAGUGGUGCGCAAAGUGAGUUGCUUGGUGUGUGACCAUUUGCGCAAAAAGCUGCUGGAGCUACGCACGAAGUCGGAGCAGCUUCAUCGAUUGCUUGGGCGCUUGGAGCAUGGCCUUGGAGCUGCUGCCUGGGAGGCCCAGUGGUCUGGGAGAGGUGCCAGGCACAGCGACCGGGUGCAAACGUGUGCUGUGCCGCCUUGCCCUGUGCCGUGUUCAACGCAUGUCCGGAGACUUGCACGGCUCGCGUAG
Messenger RNA from Durusdinium trenchii, 3807 nucleotides. The record is from the annotation of a GenBank genome assembly. NCBI's taxonomy places the organism in Eukaryota, Dinophyceae, Suessiales, Symbiodiniaceae.